AUGGCAGACGUACGAUCGCUUCUACGGAAUGAAUUAGCCUCGCGCAAGGGCGCGUCACAACCCAACACAACCAGCAACCGUGUCAGCAAAAAGCGCAAGGUUGACCACAGUGACGGUAUCAUACGGAAGAAGCUUCGAUCAACAGAUUUGGAGUCUGUGCAGGCCGUAGCCAACGCUCAGGCUCGUGUCUCUAACCUGGAGGAUAUCGUUGAUGAGGAGACUGUUGAACCUGUCGAUGACGAAGAGCCCGCCGGCCCUGACCUUCCUUCCCAUCGUGACGACGACGUCUCUGUGACGAAUACACCGGGGCCUGUGGCCGACUCUGCACUCCAGGAAUCGACACAGGCAGUGGACGAGGACGAGUGGGCGGCGUUUGAACGAGAGGUCGUUGCUCCAACAAGGACAACAAAUGCGCCGGCCGUUGUCUCCGCGCAAGCUACAAUUGUUGCUGCACCUGUAACGGCCCAAAUGCUAGCCAUACAGCAACAGAGCGACCGGUCCUUGACCGCAAAGUCUCGAGAGGCGGAAUUGGCAGGGGAUCGUGAAGAUGCCGCCCGGUUUUUGGAAGAGGAGUUUGACGAAAUGGAUCAACUUGAAGAACGAGUUCGCAGAUUGAAGAAAAUGAGGGAGGAACUUCGGCAAAAGCGUAUCACAGGUGAAACCACGGAUACGCCGAUGCCCGAUGAUCAGCGGGUAGAGGAAAGCGAGAGUGGGAGCGAAGACGACGAGGAUGAAGACUGGGACGACUGGCGAUUCAAAUAA
Penicillium oxalicum is the source of this 762-nucleotide messenger RNA. RefSeq lists its product as uncharacterized. The coding region runs from base 1 to 762 and encodes 253 amino acids. Lineage: Eukaryota; Fungi; Ascomycota; Eurotiomycetes; Eurotiales; Aspergillaceae. The transcript has a single exon. The record is from RefSeq and is a predicted model, not a curated record.